UGCACCCUGGACAGAGCUGGGACACAUGACUAAUACUGAAUUGCGUCUUGCAGAUAUUUUUUAAAACACACAUUUGUAGCCUUUUUCAGCCUCACAAAAUUCAAGAGAAACAGACCCAAAGGAUUUCUCCUUGUUGAAAAAUGGAUACCUGGAAAAUCCAGCUUGUUCUUGUGGCUUUCUGUGCUUUGGUGCGAACCUAUCAGGGACUGUCAGGUAGUGAAGAAGAGGAGAGACGGUUAUCCAAAGACUGGCAGAUUGAGUUAAUGGAGACUGGCCUGACCAACCCGGUGGACAGUCUGAUUAAAAGAUCUAAAGCCCUUCGCUUCUAUGGACUUAUGGGGAAACGAUCAGGUACAAAGAAACCCUUUCAAGUACAUAGACGAAAUAAAGGAGAGAUGUUAGUGGGUCUAAUGGAAAGAAGCAUCUCCAGUGGUGAAUCUUUAACCAGAACAAUUCCGUCUGCAACAACCACUGCAGCCCAUCGUUCAGAGAAACCACACAAGCAAGGUAUGAUUGUAUCAGUAUAAAAAACCUGAGGUUGUUUUAUUUCUAUGUGCAUUCUUACAGUGGUGUUGUGUUCAUUUUUUUUAAAUAUUCUCAACUAAAAAUAUCUGAGUUUUUUCCCGUUAUUUGGCAGGUUCCCCAGAGAAAUGGAUCCAAAUCUUCUACUGAUGGAGAGAAACAAAAAUACACAUCAUUAUGAUCUAUACAAUUUUACACCAACCAAA
This is a messenger RNA of Amphiprion ocellaris (clown anemonefish), 728 nucleotides long. RefSeq lists its product as uncharacterized. Bases 141 to 527 code for a protein of 128 amino acids. The transcript is spliced from 5 exons. The record is from RefSeq and is a predicted model, not a curated record. Lineage: Eukaryota; Metazoa; Chordata; Actinopteri; Pomacentridae.